CAACCUCCGACACAGUCGCUUUACCCAAAGCAAAUGUUGCUGCCACAAUCAAUGAAACAGCAAAACAUUUCAACAAUGGAUGAUCAAGGCGAGAGCAAGUCCGGGAUCCGGCAAUUCAUCAAACUGAAAGAAAUCCUUCAAAAGUGGCAACCCGUCACUUUAUGUUCGAUGCCGGAAACGGAUACCCCGCACUCGGGUGAAAAUCACGGUUUUUCCUCACCGGCGGUCAACAGAAGUCUAAAGGAUAUUAUGCGUUAUGAUUCCGAUGAGGAUAGUAGCCACGGUCCAGAGCCACCGGCUGAUGUCCCGAAGGGAUAUCUAGCGGUUUACGUGGGGCAGGAGCUUCGAAGGUUUAUCAUCCCCACAAGCUACCUUAGCCAUCCCGUGUUCACGAUCUUGCUGGAGAAGGCGGAGGAGGAAUUCGGGUACGAUCAUAACGGAGGACUUACUCUCCCGUGCGAGAUCGAGACCUUCAAGUAUCUCCUCAAGUGCAUAGAGAACCAUCCUAAGGAUCGCCCUGUUGACAGCUCGGUUCCGAAGCAGGCAUUUACUUUGCAUCGCCAUUCCAAUUUUCAACCACAUUAUUCUCCAAACUUUCAACUAAUACAAAACUUUCUUUUGAUUGUUGCAGCUGCAGAUUCAUUAGAUUCGUGGGGUUGA
Hibiscus syriacus is the source of this 660-nucleotide messenger RNA. RefSeq lists its product as uncharacterized. The transcript has 2 exons. The record is from RefSeq and is a predicted model, not a curated record. Lineage: Eukaryota; Viridiplantae; Streptophyta; Magnoliopsida; Malvales; Malvaceae. Gene Ontology annotation, biological process: response to auxin. Bases 34 to 660 code for a protein of 208 amino acids.